AUGAAUUGUUAUAUUGUUCGUAUUCUCCCAACCCAUGACUUUUUCGUGACGUUUAAAGAGCCUUUAUCAGCAGGAGAAGUCAAGGAUGAAAUGUUCUUACAAAUUGGAGUUCCAACGAGAUCAAUGACUUUAAUUUUUAAUGGAACAAUAUUACAGGAUCAUGUAAUGCUCGAUUCUGUAGGUGCAAAGCAUACAUCGAUAUUAUAUAUGGUUAUUAAGCAAUGUGAAACAGUAUUUUUACGAGAUCCUAGAAGAACGAUUUUGGAAAUUGUCUCGUUAAUUUCAUAUCUUAGCAACGUUCCCAGUGGAGUAUACAACAAAGCAUUUAAUGAUAUUAGAGAUUGCGUUAAUUCGCCAUGCUUGGAACCUGUGAAAAAACUUUGCAAAGAAUUAAAUCCGUUUUUAAAGAGAGUAUUAGAGUUUAUUGAUAGCAACGACGCUCCAUUUGAUGAAUCUGCCAUAGAUAUGCUUCUACGAUAUCAAGAUUAUGAAUUUAAUAUUUUGGAAGGGCUUGAAGGCGAAAUAAAAUCAAUUUGGAGUCAGACUUCGUCAACAAUUGAGGUUGUCCUUGUUGAUAACUCCUUAGAUGAAAUAAUUGUGGAGAAUACCGAUGAAUCAGAAGAUUACGUUGAGCCCACAAAUCUUGAUUAUACUUCCUCAAUUAACUCCGAUCCACUCCCAUUUUGUAUCAAAUAUGAAGACCCUGAUUACUAA
Molecule: messenger RNA, 714 nt
Organism: Trichomonas vaginalis G3
Lineage: Eukaryota; Parabasalia; Trichomonadida; Trichomonadidae
Product: ubiquitin-like family
Exons: 1
Coding region: 1-714 (237 amino acids)
Molecular function (GO): protein binding
Source: RefSeq, a predicted model, not a curated record